Molecule: messenger RNA, 948 nt
Organism: Podospora pseudocomata
Lineage: Eukaryota; Fungi; Ascomycota; Sordariomycetes; Sordariales; Podosporaceae
Exons: 1
Coding region: 1-948 (315 amino acids)
Biological process (GO): biosynthetic process
Cellular component (GO): cytoplasm
Molecular function (GO): isomerase activity
Source: RefSeq, a predicted model, not a curated record
AUGGCCCCCCUCAGCCUUGACUUUGUCACUGUCGAUGUCUUCACAACAAAUCGCUAUGAGGGAAACCCCCUGGCGGUUGUCUUCGUCCCACCUUCUCAACGCUCGUUGGUGACUCAAGAGAUCAAGCAGCGCAUAGCCCGCGAGUUCAACCUGUCCGAAACAGUCUUUCUACAUGCCGAAUACAAUGUCAAACCGGAAGCCACCACACUCGAGGUCAACAUCUUCACGAUCGAAGAGGAGCUCCCUUUUGCGGGGCACCCAACCAUUGGCACUGCUUACCUAGUCCUUCACCACCUGGGCUGGGGACACGUCAACACCUUGUUGACAAAUGCCGGACCUAUUCCCAUCAACGUCGAAGGAAGCCAAAACGUUAAGGCUGAGAUUCCCCACGCGGUGCAUGUCCACUCGUCCACUCUCUCCAGCCUCCUCGAAAAGUCCGAGUCAUCAGACAUCAUCACAGCUGGCUUAUCUCCUCACGAUCAGAUCCGGCAAGCUGAGCUCUUGGGAACAGUGGUGAGCAUUGUCAGAGGAAUGACCUUCAUUCUCGUCAACCUCCCUUCCUUAGAGCUUCUGGCCAAAGUGACAGACUCGCCUCGCCUUCAAUUUGACAAGAUCCCCAACUUUCUGGACAAGGGAGAGUGGGAAAAGAGCUUUGUCGGUAGGUACUAUUAUGUCUAUACCGACGAGGGGUCGAAGACAAAGGUUCAAACCAGAAUGGUGGAGCUGGGCUUUGAGGACCCGGCCACGGGAAGCGCAGGGUGUACAUUGGGCGCGUAUCUGACCUUGACGGAAAAGAAGGGGGCAAGAUAUGAGAUUACGCAGGGUGUUGAAAUGGGCAGAAGCAGUGAGAUUGUGGUUGAAACGAGUGUCACUGAGGAGGGGAAGGUCAAGGAAAUCCACUUGGGAGGGACAGCGGUGUUGGUGAUGAGGGGCAGUGUUGCUGUAUGA